Molecule: messenger RNA, 3348 nt
Organism: Megalopta genalis
Lineage: Eukaryota; Metazoa; Arthropoda; Insecta; Hymenoptera; Halictidae
Source: RefSeq, a predicted model, not a curated record
ACCAACUGGACAACCAGCCCGGUCUGGAUCCACAGCGUCGCACAACGGUUCCGUUGAAACUCGCGUCUACCAGCGCCGUGCAGGACCUCCACGUUCGCCACCGAUCGUCGCCCGGACCGCCGUGUCCCUGACGUUUACCGAGCGGCCUCGUCCGACCCUUCGACCGGUCCCUUUGCCUCGGUUUCCGAGCCCGAUCGCUUUGCAGCCGAGUUUAGUGCGCGUCGCCACCGGGGCCCAGCCGCUCAGGACCUAGGUGUCCAGGCCGGCUCUCUUUCGCCGCGAGAACCCCCGAGAGCGUAGAACACACGGGGACAGUGAGUGUGCGAUGGAUUAUGGGCGCGUCGGGGCUCCGUUGCGGUCCGACGGGCCCGCGAUGACCGAGAACCACCGUGGGAACGGUACCGGGCGUAGCCAAUCGCGGUGCCAGUCGGACGAAUGAGUCGCCGGCACCGGUGAGCUCUCGAUCCGCGGUGUGUCCCAGACUGUUUUUUUUUUCCGGGGGGAGGAUGCGCAGCCACCUCGGGGCCCGUUGUGCCGGACGGUCAUGAGCAGGGCUGAACAGUGUCCGUCGGCAAAGGACUGGAGUAUCUAGUGCUCGGGGAUCGCGAAGUUCCCGCGCGGGAAAGAGUGCGUCGAGAAACGAGAACGUUCGCGAACAGUUCUCCGGUCAGGAGUCCUGUCCCAGGAUGAUCGUCGGCCCAGGUAGCUUCGAGCGCACGGAAUCCGCGAGGUAGACUAGAGCGGAGAGACCGAGCCGCGAAACGACAUCGAGGACCGCCGAACGCCGGCAUGAAGCGGCAUGGCGACUAGCAUGGCCUAGCUGUCGUGUCGCGAUCCUCUCUGUGCAGUUCGAAGAAUCGUCGCGCGAGCCCUGGGAACCACGAAGGAAACAAUGUCGAACACGCCCCCGGAGGCUUCGACGGGGCUGGAGUCGUCGGAGCUACACGAGAUCCGGCAGAAUCACCUGGCCGGCAGGCUGGAGUCCCAGGACUCGGGGAAACGGGAGCAGUUGCGGCCCGGCGACGGCAACAAUCCCGACAGCGAUUGCGAAAGCGACACGAGCGAGGUGUUGAGCGUCGGUAGCGAACCGACGCCCACGAGCGUCGUCGGAAUCCGCGGCUGCGGCUCGGUCAGGUACGACCAGGAGUCGGCCAGCAGCCGCGGCGGCGACUUUCGCGACGAGGAGAACACGAGGACAUCGGCGACACCAUCGCCUUCGAGCUCGGCGAGCUGCAACGAUGCGUUUUAUCAACGAACGACUAACCACGUCCCGGCGCCGAGUCCGCCGGGCUACAGUCAGCCGCCUUCGUCGCCCACGGCCUCCUCGGUCAGGUCGCCGGCCUCCUCCUCGGCCACGGCCUCGUCGCCGGGCCGUCCGGAGGCGAUCCAGGACGUGAUAGUCCCCAGGUACCAGUCCAGCCACCCGCAGCACUUGCUGCCCCGGUACUCCUCCAGGGACGCGGAGAUCCCGGACUAUCCGACGCGGGUGCAGCACAGCCUGGGCCACGAGAUCAUCUACCCGACCGUCGAGAGGCUCCACAGAACGCCGAUCAGCGUCCCUCUGGUCACCAGACUGUCCCUGUCGCCGCCGUCGGCGAUGACGGUCACCGGCCUCCAAGCCACCACCCCUGUCCUCCAUCCAGCGGCCUGUCGAGACCCCAGGGAAACCGCUUCUCUGAUGCCUCAUCCGGGACCGCAUCUGCACCACGCCAACAGCCACGUUCAUCUGCACCAGACCUCCCAGGUGCAGCACAUCCCGGCGAACUCCGUGCACCAGCAUCGACUCUCCGUCAACAAGAUCCUCCAAAGAGACCCUGGAAGCCCGGUCUCGCCGGGAAUUCGGGAGGAGAACGGGAGAACCGUGGCGGGCAGCAACGGUGUGCAGAACAACGGCAUCAAUAACACCAAUCAUCACAACAACCACAACAACAACAACAAUCUGCAGCAUCAGGCCGGCUUGAAGUUCAGUAUAGACAAUAUCCUGAAGGCGGACUUCGGCAGGAGGAUCACCGAUCCGAUCUCCCUGAAAAAGUCCCGGCCGAAGAAGGUCUCCUCGAGGCCCAUCGAUCUGACCAAGGACUUUCUCGAGUCGUCCUCCGAGACCUCGGAGAAGAGCAGCUCGGAGACGAGCUCGACGACCAACACUUCGCCGGGCAGUGUCACUACGAAUCCCGCUUCGAACACGCCUGGACCACCUGUGACCGAACCUGGCAAGCAGUUGCCCUGGCCGGCUUGGGUCUACUGCACCAGAUACUCGGAUCGACCUUCUUCUGGACGAAGAUCCUCCCGUGUUCCAGGUCCGCGGACGAGAAGGGUGAAGAGGUCGGACAGCCGUGGCACCAGCGGCACCCCCGAAGAGAAGCGGCCUAGAACGGCGUUCAGCGGCGAGCAGUUAUCGAGGCUGAAGCGGGAGUUCGCGGAGAAUCGAUACCUUACGGAGAGAAGGCGGCAGCAACUCUCCAGGGACCUGGGCCUGAACGAGGCCCAGAUCAAGAUCUGGUUCCAGAACAAGAGGGCGAAGAUCAAGAAAGCGAGCGGCCAGAAGAAUCCGCUGGCGCUUCAGCUGAUGGCCCAGGGGCUGUACAAUCAUUCGACCGUGCCCCUGACGAAAGAGGAGGAGGAGCAAGCCGCGGAAUUGCAGGCAAAGUGACGACAAUAAGAUCCGUUCGCCGUUCGAUCAUAGAUCCGUCGCGAAUCCGCGACGAUGCCGGACGCGCGUCUCUUCGUUUCGAUUCGCGAUCGCGGCUCAGAAAGAAUUGGAGGAGUGUGAGCGGAUGAUUCCGGAGACGAUGAAUCGGAGACGUCCGAUCCGUUCCCAGAGUCCGUGGUCCCGUAUUUCGGGCCGUUCCUCCGUUACAUUCCACGAUACGGGCGAUCUACAAUCCAAAGAUUAAACGUUUUCGAUGCACUUGAACUUUCGGGAGACGGAAUUCCUGCGAUCGGACGCGCCAAACAAAUUUCGAAUCGAAUCUCGUAGACGUUUUUUCUUCGCACGAUAGACUGCGGUAUUUAUUUCGUUAAGGAUACUAGUGCCACUGACUGUAGUCGCUCCGAAGUCGAUCGGCUGACACAGGUGUCGGAGGGGUGGCACCCUAUACGCCAUCGCACAGUGUCACGCUUCUCGUAAUUAAACUCUUUUGUUUUGCAAAACGAUAGCAGUGGAUUUGUGACUUCGAAUUUGCAUAACGUUGUAGAGGGUUGAUCAGAUUUUUCAAUGUGUAACGAGAAUGUCAAAGGGUAAUUUAGACUCUGUUUUUAAUUGCGCAACUGGAUUUUUAACACGUUGAAUGCCACGUCGGUCACAUAUGCGCCGUUUGUUUUGAAAGUGGCAUAAGUCACUUUGUUUUU